Molecule: messenger RNA, 768 nt
Organism: Ostrinia furnacalis (Asian corn borer)
Lineage: Eukaryota; Metazoa; Arthropoda; Insecta; Lepidoptera; Crambidae
Product: collagenase-like
Exons: 7
Coding region: 16-768 (250 amino acids)
Biological process (GO): proteolysis
Molecular function (GO): serine-type endopeptidase activity
Source: RefSeq, a predicted model, not a curated record
ACUGGGCCUACGAAGAUGGCAGCCGCAUACGUGUUUGGUUUUCUGCUUGUCUUUGGACUGGCUGGGGCUUUCCACCCAGUCCUGAAGAAUGAGCAACCAGCUUUCAUGGAAGAUCUGCGCGGGGUCAGCAGCAGGAUCGUCGCCGGCUGGCCUGCAGUCGACGGGCAGAUCCCGCAUCAGGUCAGCAUCCGGAUGGUGAGCGCGGCCGGCGCCGUGUUCUCUUGCGGCGGCUCCGUCAUCCACCACAACUGGGUCAUCACCGCUGCUCACUGCGUGGCCAACCGCAUCACCUUCGUCAUCCGCUUCGGCCUCACCAACAUCACCCAGCCACAGAUCAUCCUGGAGUCCACGCGCAAGUACAUCCACCCUGGCUACAUCGAGAUCCUGGCGGGGGUCCAGCCCGAUGACAUCGCUCUGGUCGGGAUUGACCAGCAUAUUCCUUAUGGACCAUACAUCCAGCCCUGCCGCCUGCAGAACUCGGAGGAUAAGAACCAGGACUACACCGGACACAGGUUGACAGUCAGCGGCUACGGAAUGACUGACGACUCUUGGAACGGUGGUACCACCUCCGAGAUCCUUUUAUGGACGUUCCUGCGAGGCAUCUCAAACGCCGAGUGCCGCAGCUGGUAUAUCAGCGGCAUCGUCCAGGAUACGACCAUCUGUGCAGAGUUCUACAAUAACACUGCACAGUCUUCUUGCCAGGGUAAAUACCAGGGUAGAGACAAGGUGCACACGGGAGGAUACUUUAUGGACAGGGAAGAGACAUAG